Messenger RNA from Lathyrus sativus (Indian pea), 1200 nucleotides. The record is from the annotation of a GenBank genome assembly. NCBI's taxonomy places the organism in Eukaryota, Viridiplantae, Streptophyta, Magnoliopsida, Fabales, Fabaceae.
AUGACUGCUAUCGAAGAAGUGGCAGGCACAGAUGUUCUUUGCAGUGAUAAAACUGGAACUCUCACUUUGAAUAAACUUAGUGUUGAUAGAAACUUGAUUGAAGUGUUUUAUAGGGGAAUGGAUAAGGAUUUGGUGAUACUCUUAGCAGCAAGAGCUUCUAGGAUAGAAAAUCAAGAUGCUAUAGAUGCUGCUAUUGUUGGAAUGCUGUCUGAUCCACAAGAGGCUAGAGCCGGUAUCAAUGAGGUCCAUUUUCUGCCAUUCAAUCUCGUUGAUAAGAGGACUGCCCUUACCUAUGUUGAUACCGAAAGAAAUUGGUGUAGAGCAAGCAAGGGGGCUCCUGAGCAGAUAUUGGAUCUUUGCAACUGCAAAGAAAACGUGAGGCGAAACGUUCAUGCAAUGAUAAACAAGUUUGCCGAGCGUGGACUUCGAUCUUUAGGUGUUGCUUAUCAGGAAGUACCUAAAAAAACAAAAGAGAGUCCUGGUGCAGCAUGGCAAGUUGUUGGUUUGUUGCCACUAUUUGAUCCUCCUAUACAUGAUAGUGCUGACACAAUUCGACAGGAUCUUAAUCUUGGUGUGAAUGUUAAGAUGAUCACAGGGGACCGGCUUGCUAUUGGAAAGGAAACUGGUAGAAGGCUUGGAAUGGGAACAAACAUGUAUCCAUCAUAUGCAUUGCUUGGCCAUGACAAAGAUGCUUCUACUUCGGAUAUUCCUAUUGACGAGUUGAUUGAAAAGGCCGAUGGAUUUGCAGGAGUGUUUCCAAAACACAAAUAUGAAAUCGUCAAGAGGCAGCAAGAUAGAAAGCAUAUAUGCGGAAUGACAGGAGAUGGCGUAAAUGAUGCUCCUGCUUUAAAGAAAGUCGAUAUCGGAAUUGUUGUCGCUGAUGCUACAGAUCCCGCUAGAAGUGCUUCUGAUAUUGUCCUUACUGAACCUGGUUUCACCAGCAGGGCCAUUUUCCAGAGAAUGAAAAAUUAUACUAUUUAUGUUGUGUCAAUCACCAUCUGUAUUGUGUUCGGUUUCAUGUUGAUUGCUUUGAUUUGGAAAUUUGAUUUUGCACCUUUCAUGGUUUUGAUCAUUGCAAUAUUGAAUGAUGGUACCAUCAUGACAAUUUCAAAAGAUAGAGUGAAACCAUCUCCACUGACUGACAGUUGGAAUGAAUUUUGUUAUUUUUGUUUCUAUUUGUCAUUUUUGUUAUUUUUGUAA